This is a messenger RNA of Tinamus guttatus (white-throated tinamou), 1122 nucleotides long. The record is from RefSeq and is a predicted model, not a curated record. Lineage: Eukaryota; Metazoa; Chordata; Aves; Tinamiformes; Tinamidae.
AUGUUCAGUAAGAAGCCCUACGACAGCCCCCCUACAGGCUACGGUCCCCCCGGCACGGGCGACUCCGGCUACGGCUACAGCGUGCGCUCACCCCCACCGGGCUCCUACUACAUCGAGGAUGUGCCCCAGCACUUCUACAAGUGGAGCUCGCCGCCCGGUGUCAUCAGGAUCCUGGAGGCCAUCAUCAUCCUGCUCUGCAUUGCCAUCUUCGCCUGUGUGGCGUCCACACUGGCCUGGGAAUACGGCUACGGCACUUAUGGCAGUGGCCUGAGUGGCUACUUGGGCGGCACCGGCUACUACGGCAGUGGGCUGAGCUAUGGUUAUGGCUAUGGGAGCUACUACAGCGGCCGCUUCUACCUGGUGGUCAUUGUGGUCUGUGCCAUACUGGCCUUCAUCAUGCUCAUUGCCUCCAUCGUCUACAUCAUGGGUGUGAACCCCCAGGCGCAGAUGACGAGCAGCUACUACUACAGCCCCUUGCUGGCCCUGUGCAACCAGGUGUACAGCAGUGGCACCUACCUCAACCAGUACCUGUACCACUACUGCACCGUGGACCCCCAGGAGGCUGUGGCCAUCGUCUGUGGCUUCCUCAUCGUCAUCUUGCUUUGCCUCAUCUGCUUCUUUGCCCACAAGACGCGGAGCAAGAUCUGGAAGUACGGGAAGCCGAACAUCUACUGGGACAAGAUCCCGGUGGUGCAGGAGGGCCCCAACGUGGAGGAGUGGGUGAGUGGGAGCGUGGUACGGACCGGGAUCCUGAGCAUCCCGCCGGGAGCCGGAGGGAGCAUCCUGGGGCUCUUCCCAGGCCUCUACCCGCCCAUUGCCUCGGACGGCACCCGCCAGAAGUACAAGCAGGAGUUUGACAGCGACCUGCGGCGUUACAAGCGGCUCUGCGCCGAGAUGGACGGUGUCAAUGACCGCCUGGCCCAGCUCAGCAAGCAGCUGGACACGCUGGCCGAGGAGAGCUCCCAGUACCAGGACGUGGCCGAGGAGUACAACCGCCUCAAGGACUCCAAGCGGAGUGCUGAGUACCAGGCGAAGAAGGCAGAGAGCAAAGCGCUGCGCAACAAGCUCUUCCACAUCAAACGCAUGGUGAGCGACUACGACAAGACACGGGGGUAGCGCCCG